CGAAAAGAACAUAAUUAUGAGAGAGUGUUAGAAAAGCGUUUACAAAACAUGAAAGAGUAUAGUUAUCCAUUUCAAACAAAUGCUGUUGAUAAAAGAAGCAAUCUAUCUCUACAAGAGUUUUUAGAUGUUUAUGAUGGAAAAUGGCCAGUCAUUGUAACAGAUAUUAUCCCUAAUUGGCCAGCGUAUCGGUGGACCAAAAAAUAUUUUAUAGAAAAUUACCCAGACUCUCAAGUUUUUGUCUCUAUUAAUGGCAAGAGUGGCAGUGUAAGCAAACUUUCAGCUUUCCUCCAGCAACUUGACCAAGCCAACCAAACAUUUUGGUCCUACCUUCAAGAUGAGCUGUUUUUGCUCCAACACCCUGAACUCAGCUCUCAACUUCUGACCAUGAUGUACACUAGAGAAAAUUUCUUUAGCCUUUUUCCUGAAGAAAUUCGUCCUUGGGACUGCUUGUUGCUGUGGGGAACAGCUUUCUCUCGCUCUACGCUGCACAUUGACCCCUAUAACUGGACAGGAACAAAUGCUGUACUUAGCGGAGCUAAAAAAUGGAAGCUCAUUCUCCCUGGACAAGAUAGAUACUUAUCAGUCAAACCUGACCAGGAUUGUGGGUUUCCUUUGGAUUGUAAAAAAUACAACAGUGCAUUAGAUCUCUUCUCAAACGAGGAUGAAGCGAAUGAAGUUUUAACACAGGUCAAACACCUGGAGGUUGUCCAGCUAGCAGGGGAACUCUUGUUUAUCCCAACUGGUUGGUUUCAUCAGGCGUUGAAUGUGGAGCCAACUCUGGCGGUGUCAGGACAAGUUAUGAAUGUCCACAACUACUUGCCAGUGCUUGAAGAAAUCCUCAAGGGUGGAGGUCUGUCUCGCUCGGAUUUACCAGACAAUAUGGAAACUUUAACCCCUAUGGAACUGGUGCAGGCUGCUAUAUCCAAGGUUUCAGUGGAGACCUUAAGGCGAGGUUCUCAUAUCACUCAAAAGGUUUUAGAGUAUGUAAAUAAAGUGCAAAAUAAAUAAACUCUUG
This is a messenger RNA of Physella acuta, 1015 nucleotides long. RefSeq lists its product as uncharacterized. The record is from RefSeq and is a predicted model, not a curated record. NCBI's taxonomy places the organism in Eukaryota, Metazoa, Mollusca, Gastropoda, Physidae. Gene Ontology annotation, cellular component: nucleus. Gene Ontology annotation, molecular function: cis-regulatory region sequence-specific DNA binding.